AUGAGGGCGCUUUCGGUGGCCCUGUUCGGAGCAGGCUACCACAGAGGACUCAUCACUAUGAAGGUCGGCUGCUCCAGCCUCAUAGUGCUGGCGCCGCUGUUUCUAUGCGCCAUCGUCCAGUCGCUACCGACGGGCCACAAGGCCGGAGAGCACGUUCCUGACGAAGUUGAACAGUUAGAUCAGCUUAGAAAAGCAACAGGAGCCAAGGCGACGAAACUGGUUGAGGUGGAGUCGUCUCGCAUCGUUAACGUGGAUGGCCAGGUGCAAGCUUCAAGUAACAAGGAGAAAGCGGUGAAAGACGCCCAGACCGGAGCGACGCUCGCGAGCGUCAAGGAAGCGUCGCAGUUGGAACAGCGCGGCCCAGGUGAACGGCCUCACAGCGUGUCACGCACGCAACUCGACGUGCCGGCGCUAGGCAUCCACGAAACCAAGGUAGAGGACUCCAAUAACAACAACAACAACAACCUGCAACGGCAGCAUCAGCAGCAGCAGCUUCUCCCUGGUCCUGGCCUCGCCGAGAAAAAGAACUAUGUCCCGUACUCCUGGAAUGCUGAGGAACCCGACCGUACCGACUACACCCCUACUGACCUGGCUGAAUACAUCCUGAGGACAGGAGACGAAGAAGGAGUUGCCAUUGCUGUGGAAGAGCUGCUCAGGCAAGGAAUGAUGACGCGAGAGGAGGCCAUCGUGUACCUGCAAGAUGUCAAGGCCGAGAUGAACUACAUUCGCGCUCAGCAGGAGAAGCUGCGCAAGAUCCAAGAGCUGCGUGAGGCAAUAAACAUGAAGAAGAAGGACGAAUUCAAGUCACAGCGUCGUCCGGCUGAGGCUCUUGGCACACGGGAAAUGGAGCACUCGCCCAAAGUCCCAGUUGCCUCCAAAUCAUCGCAGAAGGCGGCCCAAGCUCCUAAUGACAAGGCGGCGGCGGCAGAAAAACCGAAGUCUCCCGCCGCCAAGCCCGCAGCCUCUAAGGAAGCGACGCCGCAAGGGUCGUCAAAGGCCGGAGGAAGCAGCAAGGCAGCCGGUUCUUCGAGCCUCUCAACACCUGCGAAGACCGCCGGAGAAGACAAGAACAAGGCGUCACAGCACCAGGCCUCGGCGUCGUCAAGCGGAACACAAGCUCGGAAGCGCGGCGGUGAGAGGGUGAUGCUGCCUGGCGGUCUGGCGCCCAACAAGCUGAGCGUGCUCGAGCUCGAGCGACUGGCAGAAGAGCAGCGAGUCCGGUCGGCGCAGCAGCAGGCCGAGGAAGAUGUGCUGGGCGCGCUGAAGAAGCUGCGAGGCUCAUCGCUGUAUGACGAGUACACGCUCGAGGAAAUCAUCUACUGGCUCGCCAAGGACAUGUUUGCCCACAGCAUCGUCAAGGGGGAUCAGAGCGCCGAAGAAGCUUUGGCGAGGUUUGCAAACUUUGUGGAAACCGAGGUGUCCCAAAACAAGCUGUCUGGUGAAGUUGAGAAGAAAGUUCUCGACAUCAUGCUCGCUGCCCUGGUGGACAUGCUUCGCGAGUUUCCCAGCUCUCAGUACAGCGGUCCGGUGUCGAACCAGCUUCCUCAGCGGCUCUUUCCAGAGGCCACCGAGCAUCAGGCGGCCAAGCUCGCCAACGCCAGGGUUAGGAACGCCGCCAUCCGGCUCCGAGAAGAAAAGAAAAAGACCAUUCCAGCGGUGAUCAAGCACAAGGAAGUUCCCACAGCCUCUCAGAAGUCUUAAGAAUCAUGCUGUGAAGAGGCCAGCUGUGUGGAGUGCUUACCGUGACACCGUUGAUGACCGUGACAACACUUCACCAAAUCUUCCGAAUCACCCCACACCCGAUCUCUGACCUGUAACCAGCCGACGCUCUAAGCGUGCUCGAACCCCUACGCCAACUCCAAACCCCUUCCAUCGUUUGCCUGUACACAAGCUAAUAUUCGACAGAAUGUAUUGAAAUAUCAGGAUAGCUCCAUUGCCAUCUGGCACCCUCUCCCUGACUACGCUAAACUUGAACCUGUAUUUUUUUUCUAGAAAAUGAGAAAAGUAUUUAAAAAAAAGGGACUACGACCAGUCGACUAAAAGAAGCAACCUGUCGCUUCUGUAUAGAUGUACAAGUCGUGUUCGUGAACACCUCCGUAUCAUUCAACGGUGUGCGUGAUAUAUCUAUAAACCUCUACUGUGGUUGUGUUAUGCACUGUUGCUAGCGACAUGCACUGUUAAAAAAUUCCCGAAGAGAAUUUUCUCUCGCCUGUCUUUUUUCGAGGGGAGUCGCGAGGCUAUGUUCUUCUUUUGAAAUUUUUCCUUCACUUUGCUUACGUAAACACGCGCUGUGCAGUGUCUUCGUUCGCUUCUGAUGUACCCAUUAAAAGUAUAGAUCCUCUUGCAAAUCAAAGACCGUUCGAACUAGCCUUCGCUGCCUAUCUCAUUGAUUACCCUUCGAAGCACUUAGGCUCUCGACGCAAAUAGGUACUGUGAAUAUCAAAUUUAUUCCAAACGCACAGUUAAGUGCUCGUAACUAGUCGGUGAGUAAACGUCACAGUGUUCUGCGCAAUGAAACAAAAAAAAGCGGGUGGCUGGAGAAUGGUGGAUGGCUGAUGCUUUUGGCAAAGAAAAGAAACACCGAAGAGGUGAAGCGGGUGAUUUCGUGUAUCUUGAUAGGGGAAGUGCCAUAUAUGUGUACUGUACAACUCUAUUCCUAUCUUCCUGCUUUAGUCACAAAAGACCCCAUGGUUAUCAAUAUUUGUGUUUUGUUCUGUCUAUCUAAAGCACGUAAAUCUCACUUGUCAAGCGACUGCCAGAACGUGGGCAAGCUGUUCUUGAUUAGGCGCAAUUUCAGCUUGUGUUUCACCGUUGAAAAAACGAAAUAAAGCAAGCAUAUAUAUAUAUAUAUAUAUAUAUAUAUAUAUAGCGCACCUAGUUUUACAAGGUUAAGUAAUUCUUUUCCAAGGCACAGUCAGGACUCCAACCAAACUGUUACUCAAAGGACCCAUAGUAAUGAAAGAAACAAAACAUAAUCGAUACACGUUCUACACAGUUGAUAUGCUUAUGAAAAAGAUAAAAAAAGCAAUUCCUUCCCUUUGUUGUUGGUUGAAUGCUAUUUUUAGAACCUUUUUGCGAUUGUUGACCUUGAUGGAAGGACGCUAAUGUUGUUUGCUGACCACCUGAAAACGUGGUCGACGGUAAAGCGGCAACCAAACGAAGCGUAUAUCUGGCAAGCUUUCGGCGUGACGUCACCAGGCAUCGGCGAGCGCCUAUUUCAAGCCGAGCGCCAACAACGUUGUUACGAUGACCAGGGGUGCUAUUCCGAAUGCCGUAAAAUUGCGCAACGUUGACGUUUCGAUCAGGCAGGUCGUAUGGCAGCCCUCUUAGCCAAUCAGGAGAAGAUGGCAAAUUCGAAAAUAUGGAGAAAUUUGACAAUGUUGCUUCUCCAUGGUUCACAUAUCGACCGGGGGUCAAUAUGUGAACCAUGGAGAAGCAAUUAUCAUGUUAAACACAUUUUUCGCUCACAGCAGCAUGAGCGUUCCGGCGCCGGGACGAUGCCACGCCGGAGACAUGUCGGAAAUACGUCCCACGUGGCUUUGUCGCUUUGAUAAGACGCGGUUCCACUGAAGCGAGACAUGUAGAUAAAGAGGAAAGGAGAACUCACGUUGACAUCAAACCUUUUUCACGCAGCUCCUCCUGAGGCUUAUAUCGUAAACUCGUGCGUAUUUUGUAAACGUAGUAGGAUUGAUUUAGCGGUUGUUUUCUCUCCCGCAGCGGCGCCGCCGACGAGCCGUCGCUCACUGUUUUCACUGACACUGGUCAUAUCAUGAAUGUUGUGCACUUUCGGCUAAAAUAAAGUCACCGAAAAGAACCCUGUUUCCCUCUAGCA
Messenger RNA from Dermacentor albipictus, 3832 nucleotides. Its product is annotated as translation initiation factor IF-2. The record is from RefSeq and is a predicted model, not a curated record. NCBI's taxonomy places the organism in Eukaryota, Metazoa, Arthropoda, Arachnida, Ixodida, Ixodidae.